This is a messenger RNA of Chroicocephalus ridibundus (black-headed gull), 846 nucleotides long. Its product is annotated as mucin-2-like. The transcript is spliced from 7 exons. The record is from RefSeq and is a predicted model, not a curated record. The coding region runs from base 37 to 846 and encodes 269 amino acids. Lineage: Eukaryota; Metazoa; Chordata; Aves; Charadriiformes; Laridae.
GGGGGAGCGGCGGGGGGCUCGGUGGGGCAGAGGAGGAUGGAGGCGCGAGGCGUGGGGACGGGCUGGCUCUGCCUCGCCGUGCUCUGCUCUGCAGCUGCUCUCGACCUCCAAGACGAGGAGCCAGGGCAUCAAAGCAGCACCCAGCACCAUGAUGUCCCGGCGCCGACGGGAGCCCCCACCACAAGCGCUGGGGACACGGACACGCUGACGACGUGGCCAACAGCCACCCCGACCCUUCCUUGGACUGGGCACCCUGUCACCACCCCCCUGGCCACGCGAGCGGGCACCGCGGGGAACAAAACCCAAAACACCUCGGCUGUUCCCGUCAGGUACUGGUCCCCCACCAUUUUUGUGGUGGUGGCUCUGCUCGUGCUCUUCUUCGCCUACCGGCGGACCAAGGAGGAAGGGAGCCGAGACCAAGCCGCCCCCGCCAGUGACUCUUCAGAUUUGGGAGCCCUGGACCACCUCCCCACCCACGACACCACCGCCAUAAUCCCCGCUGCCGAGGAGGAGAGGAAGGGGCCGGAGCCCCCCCCAGCCCCGCCGCACACCGAGACCACCUUCUGCGAGCCGGACCCCCCCCCGCCCCAGUGGAACCCCCCCACCCCCCCGCCCCGGCCGACCCAUCCACUCGCGCUCACUGAAGUCGUUUUUGCAGUAGAACACCCCAAAACGGGCUCCCAGCGGCAGCAGCAUGGAGGGAGUCGGGGGGGACACGACACCAAGCGGGUGAAACCCGGGUCCUUCGGCCUCAAAAGGCUGGAAGAGGAGGGGAGCGCAGGCGAGGGAUGGAAACUCCUGAAAAACGGAGAUUUCCUGGAAUUUGGGACCCCACCGGCAUCUUAA